Messenger RNA from Paramecium primaurelia, 972 nucleotides. The record is from the annotation of a GenBank genome assembly. NCBI's taxonomy places the organism in Eukaryota, Ciliophora, Oligohymenophorea, Peniculida, Parameciidae.
AUGCAAAAAAAAACGCCAUUAGAUAGACACUUAAUUUUGGAGAUGUUUUACCAACCAGAUUAAGAUUUCGCAUAAUUUCUUCUAAAAAACCAUUAGUUCUCAUUCUAGUAAUUGCCUACUUUUGAGGAAAUUAAUUCUAUACUAAAUAAUGUAGAAAAAGCUUACAACAGUAAAAGAGGAAUGUGGACUCCCUGUUAAGAUGAAUUCUUAAAUUUAUUGGUAUUAGGUACUUGUUUGAAAACCAAAGAAAUUCCUGUUGAUUUAGUAUAAAAUUUAGAAUAAUUCUUUUUAGACUUCUUAUUAAUGGGAAUAAAUAUCAAGAAUGUUUAGAUAUCAUAAUUGGAAAGGUUGUAGAAAUAGAUGGUUGGAAGAAUGUCAUUAGAAGGUAGGUUGGACUCCAGCUGAAGAUUAAGUUUUAAUAUAACUAUAGUAAUUACAUCCAAAUAAAUGGUGUGAGAUUGCAAUUGAAAUGAUGAAAAUUUGUAAGACUCCCUAUAUUCGAUAAGGAAAAUAAUGUAGGGAUAGAUGGGUGAAUAAAUUGGAUCCAAAUAUAGUGAAGUAAUUAGAAUAUAUAUUUGUAGUCUACCUUGGACAAAGGAAGAAGAAUUGAAACUAUUUAGAGAGAUAGAAAAUAGAGGGAAGAGAUGGGCUGAGAUCUCAUUGAAAGUUUUUAAGUUAAGGAGAACAGAAAAUACAAUAAAAAAUAGAUAUUACAAUUUAUUAAAAUAGGAAGAAAAUAAAAUUAAAUUAGGCAAAAUAACAAAAGAUGAAAAGAAUGAAAUAUUAGUCAAAUCUAUCAUUUAAUAACUUGAAUAAUAAGUCAACUGUAAAUUUCAUAUAAAAAAUGAAGAAACAUAAGAUUAAUAAAAUUAAGAGUAUCAAAUAGAGAUUUUUGAUAUCAAUAAAUUAAAAGAACCCUUUAAAUUAGUUUGUUUAGUAAAAAGAAAGAUUGUAAAAUUAAAUGAAUUAUGA